AUGUCCAGUAUUGAUCAUGCAAAUAAGAGUAAUUCUGAGAUUGUUUCAGACGGAGAUCGCGAGGUUGCACAAGCUAUCACAUCCCUGUCAUAUUAUAAACUUCAGCCGACUCCUACGGAGGCGAAUUUGGCUGAGUUGAGCCCCUGGUAUUUAGAAUCACCACGUUCUCUAAGCACUAUCCAGAGAUAUGCGAAUUACCAAGCAUCUUCGUUCAAGGUCGCUGUGAAGGAUGAGAAGCAAGGUGAAAAUUUCGGUUCGAAGUUGCCUUCAGGCGGUAAAUCAAGCACUUCUCCAGCAACACAACGUAACAAGAUCCGAUUUGCAACUAUCUACGACCUUUCCAAUGAGGCCAAAUGGCUCUCUCAACUCUGGGAACUCAAUCGACUCCCCUCUUUCUUCAAGGUCACCUCUGCUGGUAAUAUGCUCGCCCACUUAGGCUAUCCCCUCAUUGGAGUGAACACGAUCCAGCUAAAUAUGAAGGCAAAUUCUUUGAUUCCAAAUGCCCGAAUAACUGGUCACCAAGAGGGCAACAAUAUGUGUGCAGUGAAUAUUAACGUUGGCCCUGGAGAUUGCGAAUGGUUUGCCGUUCCUGAACAGUACUGGGGUUCCAUUCACCGUCUCACUGAACACCAAGGUCUCGAUUUCCUGACCAGCUCCUGGUGGCCUGACGUAGAGGAAUUGCGACAAGAGGGCAUCCCCGUGUAUCGCUUUCUCCAAAAACCCGGUGAUCUCGUGUGGCUCAACGCGGGCACGGUCUUCUGGGGUCAGGCACUAGGAUGGUGCAACAAUAUUGUAUGGAAUAUUGGAACUAUGACGCCGAGGCAAUACCAACUGGCAGUGGAGAGGUUUGAGUAUAAUCGAUUGAGAAAUGUAAAAUCGGCAGUGCCUAUGAUUCACCUCUCUUGGCAGUUGGCGAAGAAUGUUAGGGGUUGCGAUGAACAGCUGUGUGCUCUCAUAAAGUAA
This is a messenger RNA of Rodentolepis nana, 963 nucleotides long. The record is from the annotation of a GenBank genome assembly. NCBI's taxonomy places the organism in Eukaryota, Metazoa, Platyhelminthes, Cestoda, Cyclophyllidea, Hymenolepididae.